Alternaria triticimaculans is the source of this 2877-nucleotide messenger RNA. RefSeq lists its product as uncharacterized. Gene Ontology annotation, molecular function: nucleic acid binding; protein binding. Lineage: Eukaryota; Fungi; Ascomycota; Dothideomycetes; Pleosporales; Pleosporaceae. The record is from RefSeq and is a predicted model, not a curated record. Bases 1 to 2877 code for a protein of 958 amino acids. The transcript has 6 exons.
AUGGCAACACAGGCUGCCGAGAAGCACGACGCCCUGACGGUUUGGGCCAACGACACAACUCACGACUUCUACUACCCUCCUUCCGAUUUACAAGUACCAGACGAUCCAGUCAGAACGGGACCUGGUCGCGCAUGGGAUGAGGCCGACUUCGCGAAGAAACAAGCGUCACUGGCCUACGCAGUCAACAAGAAUAAACCACCACACGCCGGAAGAUUUCCCAUUCGGACUAAACUUCAACCUCUCGAUAGCGGCUCGAAGAAAGCGAUCUUGACCAACCAUUUCCAGCUGAAGACGCGCGACAAGGAACUCUACGAGUACGAAAUUCUCGAUCUCGACGCGGACGGUCCGACUCGGAAAAAGAUCCAGGCUUUGUUUCGUAAAGCAGUCGAUACAUGGCCUUUCCUCAACGCCCACCAGGACAGUUUCGCUACAGACGGCCAGAAAACCAUCGUAUCUUGGAAAAGCCUGCACAGUAACAUGGACCCUAGCACGCUCGAGGCAGGCGCUUCAUCUACUUGGCGCCGCGAUCUUGUAGUCAAUAGCGCUAUUACCAUUCCAGCGCGUUUCAGCUUCGUUGGAACGGUCGAUGUUGCUGGUCUCAUCCAGCAGAGCGAGAGUAAUCCGGACCAAGAAAAGACUGACCAUACUUCUGCGGAGCGGUGUCUUAACAUCCUUAUUGCGAAGAGCUUUGACGCAAGCGUAGUCCGGCUUUCUGGAAAGAAAUUCUACGUAAGAAAAGCUCGCGCAAACCUUGGAAGUUCCACGUCGCUUGAGAUCAUUCGAGGCUACCAUUACGCUGUCAGGCCGGGUAUGGGAAACCUGCUCAUGAACUUCAACGUUGCGACUAGUGCAUUCUUUCGUCCAAUCCUUGUAAGCGAGUUUCUUGCGGAUCGUGGCACAUUCAGCAGCGACUGGGAACGACAAGUCAAUCUCAAAACUCUCCGGGUUUAUGUAGAGUUCCCUCAUUCUGAGGAUCGCCUGAACAGGCCAGGUGCUCGUAUCAAGAAGAUCAAGGAUCUUGGACCCGCUAUCGGCACUCUGUCCUUCCGGAAAGUAUCCAAAGAUGCCCAAGGACACCCGAUAAGGGACAUAACCCAACCAGGUGGUUGGCAAAUCGAUCCUCCUACUCAGGUAGUUGAUCAUCUGAUGACAGUGUUUGGUCAGUCUGCCGUCCCAGGUCGAAAGGCUGUCAACGUGGGAUCAGCUGGUGACCCGGUCUAUUACGCUCAAGAAAUGCUUCGCAUCAUUCCUUACCAAUUGUACACACGUCCUGUUCCCGAUCGAUUUACCCGCAACAUGGUCGAGAUGGCUGCACUUGAUCCAGGUCAAUCGCAGUGGCUCAUCGAAAAUGAAGGCCUUUCUCAACUUGGAUUUGCCAACGCUAAGAAUGAGGAGGUUCAGUUUACGUUGAAAUACUUUGUCAUUCAUUCAUUGGAUUCGACAGUCCCCGUGGCCGGUUUCGAGACGGAGUUGCAAGACCAAAUGCUCCGAAGAUGCAAUACGAAGGCCGAGGGGGUAGUCCGCUUGAAUGCCAGCGAAGCUGCAAGUGAACUCAAAGGCUCUUCCAUGGAACUAAGAAUGAAGCAAGCUAAAGAAUCCGAGGCUGAGCUGGCGGUUCUGUUGCUUCAGAAUUUCGACCGGAGCGCUUACGCGGAGUUCAAGAACCUGGCAGAUCGCAAGUAUGGGCUACGCUCUCUCUGUUUAGCAAAGCCGGCGCUGUUCUCGAACUCCAAGUACAUGAGCAACGUUGCUCAGAAGAUAAACAUCAAGUUCGGUGGUGUGAACUCUUACGUGGCGAAGGUCAAAUCUUUCUUGGAGACAAAGACGCUCGUUCUGGGUGCAGAUCUAGUACAUCCCCCAGCUGGGGCACUCGAAGAUACACCCUCUAUUGCCUGUAUGGUUGGUUCUAUCGACAAUCACGGCGGCUGUUUCCCGGGAUCUGCCCGACUCCAAAGCAAGGACCGAGACGACCGAGAGAUAAUUGACGAAGAGAACAUUAUGUCAAUGGUCAAAGAGAGGAUUAAGGCCUGGCGGGUUGACAAGGGGGGUCUUUUCCCUCUGAACAUCAUCUAUUAUCGCGACGGAGUGUCCGAAGGACACUACCAGAAGGUAGUGAGCGUCGAGCUGAAAGCCAUUCGCCGAGCAUGGAGAGAAGCACAGGCCGCUACCAACACCAUCCUACUGCGCGGUGACAAGGAUGUGAAACUUACGGCUUUGGUAGGUGUGAAACGCCACCAUACCCGCUUCUACCCGAUGACAGACAAGGAUGCGGACACUGAAUGGGGAAACAAUAAUUGCCUUCCUGGCACUUAUGUGGACCGAGUCGUCACCUCGCCAUACUAUCGAGACUUCUAUCUCCAGUCUCACAGCGGUGUCAAGGGUACAGCGAGACCAACUCAUUACUUCAUGCUCGCGGACGGAAAGAUUCCUAAUUGCACCACCAUCGACCAACUUCGGACGCUGACUCAUAGUCUCUGCUACACUUACUGCCGAGCCACGGGUGGCAUCUCUUACGCGGCCCCAACCUACUAUGCCGACCGCUUGUGCGACCGAGCACGUCUCUACCUCCCCGAGUCCUGGGCCGCCAACAACGUGGGGCUUCAGGCCAGUAUCGAUACUGCAAGGACCAACCACUCGACUGCACGUCAAAACAAUCGUGAUCUGCUAUACCGUCAAGUACAGCAGUUCAACUUGGCAGUGCAUAAUGCGAAGUCUAACGCAGAGCUUGCAGAUGAAGCGCAAGACGAGGACAGUCUUCGCGCGUUCACCAAGGACUUCGUCAUACAGCAUGCCAAGAACGAGUUCUACGAGUACAAGACUGACCAAACAGGAAACCCUUGGCACGAGUCUCUCGACAGGAUCAUGUUUUGGAUGUGA